CCCGCAGACAGCGAGCCGGCCGCGGCGCCUCCAGGAAGCCGGCGGGGCAGGUCGGAGAGGAGGGAAAAGAGCCGAGAAACUCUCCGGCAGAAGAUGGCGCCGGACGGGCCGGCCGAGGACUGAGAGCCGCCGGGACCUGCCGCCCGCCCCGGGCACCGCGUCCGGGCUCGGCCCGGCCGGCGCAGUCAUGUCGGUCAGCGAGCUCUACAGCCAGUACACAAGGGUCUGGAUCCCUGACCCCGAUGACGUGUGGCGCUCCGCUGAAUUAACCAAGGACUACAAGGAGGGGGACAAGAGCCUCCAGCUCCGACUGGAAGAUGAAACUAUUCAGGAGUACCCCAUCGAUGUCCAAAACAACCAACUUCCCUUCCUGCGGAAUCCAGAUAUCCUGGUGGGAGAAAAUGACCUAACUGCCCUUAGCUAUCUCCAUGAGCCUGCAGUUUUGCAUAAUUUAAAGGUCCGCUUCCUGGAGUCCAACCAUAUCUACACUUACUGUGGUAUCGUGCUUGUUGCCAUUAAUCCUUAUGAUCAGUUGCCAAUCUACGGUCAAGAUGUCAUCUAUGCCUACAGUGGCCAGAACAUGGGGGAUAUGGACCCCCACAUCUUUGCUGUGGCAGAGGAAGCCUACAAGCAGAUGGCCAGAGACGAGAAGAACCAGUCCAUCAUAGUCAGCGGGGAGUCUGGAGCCGGCAAGACGGUGUCGGCCAAGUAUGCCAUGCGCUACUUCACCACGGUCAGUGGCUCGGCCAGUGACACCAACAUCGAAGAGAAGGUCCUGGCAUCCAGUCCCAUCAUGGAGGCCAUCGGGAAUGCUAAAACCACCCGCAAUGACAACAGCAGCCGUUUCGGAAAGUACAUUCAGAUCGGCUUUGACAAGAGGUACCGCAUCAUUGGCGCCAACAUGAGGACCUACCUGUUGGAGAAGUCCAGAGUGGUCUUUCAGGCAGACGACGAGAGGAAUUACCACAUCUUUUACCAGCUCUGUGCGGCUGCCAGUCUUCCGGAAUUUAAGGAGCUGGCGCUAACCUGUGCCGAGGACUUCUUCUACACGUCACAGGGAGGAAACACGGUCAUCGAGGGUGUGGAUGAUGCUGAGGACUUUGAGAAGACUCGACAAGCCUUCACGCUCGUUGGAGUGAGAGAGUCCCAUCAGAUAAGCAUUUUUAAGAUAAUUGCUUCCAUCCUGCACCUUGGAAAUGUGGAGAUUCAAGCCGAGCGCGAUGGUGAAUCCUGUAGAGUAUCACCUGAGGAUGAACACCUGAGCGACUUCUGCCGCCUGCUGGGCGUGGAGCGCAGUCAGAUGGAGCACUGGCUGUGCCAUCGCAAGCUGGUCACCACCUCGGAGACCUACGUCAAGACCAUGUCCCUGCAGCAGGUGGUCAACGCGCGCGACGCCCUGGCCAAGCACAUCUACGCCCAGCUGUUCCACUGGAUCGUGGAGCAUGUCAACAAGGCCCUGCACACCUCCCUCAAGCAGCACUCCUUCAUUGGAGUCCUGGACAUCUACGGGUUUGAGACGUUUGAGGUGAACAGCUUCGAGCAGUUUUGUAUCAACUAUGCCAAUGAGAAGCUCCAGCAGCAGUUCAACUCGCACGUAUUCAAGUUGGAGCAGGAGGAGUACAUGAAGGAGCAGAUCCCCUGGACCCUCAUUGAUUUCUAUGAUAACCAACCUUGUAUUGACCUCAUAGAAGCUAAGCUGGGCAUCUUGGACCUGUUGGAUGAAGAAUGUAAGGUCCCCAAAGGAACCGACCAGAACUGGACUCAGAAGCUCUAUGACAGGCACUCUGGCAGCCAGCACUUCCAGAAACCCCGCAUGUCCAACAAGGCCUUCAUUGUCAUCCACUUUGCAGAUAAGGUGGAGUACCUUUCAGAUGGUUUUCUGGAGAAAAACAGAGACACCGUGUAUGAAGAACAGAUCAACAUCCUGAAGGCCAGCAAGUUCCCGCUGGUGGCUGACUUGUUCCAUGAUGGCAAAGACUCUGCUCCUGCCACCACCACUUCUUCCAGGAUCAACAUUCGCUCCUCCAGACCCGCCGUGAAAGCCUCCAACAAGGAGCACAAGAAAACCGUGGGUUGCCAGUUCCGCUCCUCCCUGCACCUGCUCAUGGAGACACUGAACUCCACAACGCCGCACUACGUCCGCUGCAUCAAGCCCAACGACGAGAAGCUACCCUUCCAUUUUAACCCAAAGAGAGCGGUGCAGCAGCUCCGAGCCUGCGGCGUGUUGGAGACCAUCCGGAUCAGCGCGGCCGGCUACCCAUCCAGGUGGUCCUACCAUGACUUCUUCAACCGGUAUCGGGUGCUGGUCAAGAAGAGAGACCUCGCCAGCACAGACAAAAAGGCCAUGUGCAGGUCUCUGCUGGAGAGCCUCAUCAAGGAUCCUGACAAGUUCCAAUUUGGCCGCACCAAGAUAUUCUUCCGGGCGGGCCAGGUGGCCUACCUGGAGAAGCUUCGGGCUGACAAGUUCCGGGCGGCCACCAUCAUGAUCCAGAAAACCGUGCGGGGCUGGCUGCAGAAGGUGAAGUACCGCAGGUUGAAGGGAGCGAGCUUAACUCUGCAGAGGUACUGCCGAGGAUACCUGGCCCGCAGACUGGCCGAGCGUCUGCGGAGGAGCCGGGCGGCCGUGGUGCUCCAGAAGCAGUACCGCAUGCGGAGGGCCCGCCGGGCCUACCAGAGGGUACGCAGGGCCGCCGGCAUCAUCCAGGCCUUCGCUCGGGGCAUGUUCGUGCGAAGAAUCUACCACCAGGUCCUCAGGGAGCACAAGGCCACCGUCAUCCAGAAGCACGUGCGGGGCUGGAUGGCUCGCAGGCGCUUCCAGCGGCUGCGGGGCGCGGCCAUUGUCAUCCAGUGCGGCUUCCGGAGGCUCAAGGCCAAGCAGGAGCUGAAGGCCCUCAAGAUCGAAGCCCGCUCGGCGGAGCACCUGAAACGCCUCAACGUGGGCAUGGAGAACAAGAUAGUCCAGCUGCAGCGGAAGAUCGACGACCAGAACAAAGAGUUAAAGACGCUGUCGGAGCAGCUGUCAGCAAUCACCUCCACACACGACAUGGAGGUGGAGAAGCUGAAGAAGGAGCUGGCCUGCUACCAGCAGAACCAGGGUGAGGACAGCGGUCCGCAGCUGCAGGAGGAGGUGGAGAGCCUGCGGACCGAGCUGCAGAGGGCCCACUCAGAGCGCAAGGUCCUGGAGGACACCCACACCCGGGAGAAGGAUGAGCUGAGGAAGCGAGUUGCAGACCUGGAACAAGAAAAUGCACUCUUGAAAGAUGAGAAGGAGCAGCUUAACAACCAGAUCCUGUGCCAGUCUAAAGAUGAUUUUGCCCAGAAGUCUGUCAAGGAAAACCUCGUGAUGAAGAAGGAGCUGGAGGAGGAGCGCUCCCGGCAUCAGAACCUCGUGAAGGAGUAUUCCCGGCUGGAGCAGAGAUACGACAACCUUCGGGACGAGAUGACCAUCCUGAAGCAAACCCCAGGCCACCGGAGGAACCCGUCAAACCAAAGCAGCUUAGAAUCUGACUCCAAUUAUCCCUCCAUCUCCACGUCUGAGGUCGGAGACACAGAGGACACCCUCCAGCAGGUGGAGGAAAUUGGCCUGGAGAAGGCGGCCAUGGACAUGACUGUCUUCCUGAAGCUGCAGAAGAGGGUGCGAGAGCUGGAGCAGGAGAGGAAGAAGCUGCAGGUGCAGCUGGAGAAGAAAGAACAGCAGGAUGGCAAGAGAGUCCCGGCGGAACAACCAAGCAAUGACACAGAUUUGGACCAGGAUGCAGAUCUAGCCUACAACAGUCUGAAGAGGCAGGAGCUGGAGUCGGAGAACAAGAAGCUGAAGAAUGAGCUGAACGAGCUGAGGAAAGCCGUGGCCGACCAAGCCUCAGAGCACAGCCCCGCUGCCGCUGGCACCCCCGACAGCUACAGCCUCCUGCUGAACCAGCUCCGGCUGGCCAACGAGGAGCUGGAGGUGCGCAAGGAGGAGGUUCUCAUCCUGCGGACCCAGAUCGUGAGCGCCGACCAGCGCCGCCUGGCGGGCAAGGGCUCGGAGCCAAACAUCAACGCCCGAACCAGUUGGCCGAACAGCGAGAAGCAUGUGGAUCAGGAAGAUGCCAUCGAGGCCUAUCACGGGGUCUGCCAGACUAACAGGUUGCUGGAGGCCCAGCUGCAGACCCAGAGCCGCGAGCACGAGGAGGAGGUUGACAAUCUCAAGACCCAGCUGGAGGCCCUGAAGGAGGAGAUGGACAGGCAGCAGCAGACCUUCUGCCAGACCCUGCUGCUCUCUCCAGAGGCCCAGGUGGAGUUCGGCGUCCAGCAGGAGAUGUCCCGGCUCACCAACGAGAACCUGGACCUUAAAGAGCUGGUUGAGAAGCUGGAGAAGAAUGAGAGGAAGCUCAAAAAGCAACUGAAGAUUUGCAUGAAGAAGGUCCAGGACCUGGAAGCUGCCCAAGCCUUGGCCCAGAGCGAGAGGAAGCGGCACGAGCUCAACAGGCAGGUCACGGUGCAGCGGAAGGAGAAGGACUUCCAGGGCAUGCUGGAGUACCACAAGGAGGAUGAGGCCCUGCUCAUCCGGAAUCUGGUGACAGAGUUGAAACCACAGGCGCUGGCGGGCGCGGUGCCCUGCCUCCCGGCCUACAUCCUCUACAUGUGCAUCCGGCACGCGGACUACGUGAACGAUGACCUCAAGGUGCACUCCCUGCUGACCUCCACCAUCAAUGGCAUCAAGAAGGUCCUCAAGAAGCACAACGAGGACUUUGAGAUGACAUCAUUCUGGUUGUCCAAUACCUGCCGCCUCCUGCACUGCUUGAAGCAGUACAGUGGGGAUGAGGGCUUCAUGACUCAGAACUCUGCAAAGCAGAAUGAGCACUGUCUUAAGAACUUCGACCUCACUGAAUACCGCCAGGUGCUGAGCGAUCUUUCCAUUCAGAUCUACCAGCAGCUCAUUAAGAUCGCCGAGGGUCUCUUGCAGCCUAUGAUAGUGUCAGCCAUGCUGGAGAACGAGAGCAUUCAGGGUCUGUCCGGGGUGAAGCCCACGGGCUACCGGAAGCGCACAUCCAGCAUGCCGGAAGGAGACAACUCGUACUGCCUGGAAGCCAUCAUCCGCCAGAUGAACUCCUUCCACACGGUCAUGUGCGACCAGGGCCUGGACCCCGAGAUCAUCCUGCAGGUGUUCAGACAGCUUUUCUACAUGAUCAACGCGGUGACGCUCAACAACCUGCUUCUGCGGAAGGACGUCUGCUCCUGGAGCACAGGCAUGCAACUCAGGUACAACAUCAGUCAGCUGGAGGAGUGGCUUCGGGGAAGAAACCUGCACCAGAGCGGGGCUGUUGAGACCAUGGAGCCCCUGAUUCAGGCUGCCCAGCUCCUGCAGUUAAAGAAGAAAAGCCCCGAGGACGCUGAGGCCAUCUGCUCCCUGUGCACCGCACUCAGCACCCAGCAGAUUGUCAAAAUUUUGAACCUUUAUACCCCUCUGAAUGAAUUUGAAGAACGGGUGACAGUGGCCUUUAUACGAACAAUCCAGGCACAACUGCAAGAUCGGAAUGACCCUCAGCAGCUGCUGUUAGACUUCAAGCACAUGUUUCCCGUUUUGUUCCCAUUUAAUCCAUCUUCUCUGACCAUGGACUCAAUCCACAUCCCAGCAUGUCUCAAUCUGGAGUUCCUCAAUGAAGUCUGAAAAUGCACGUGCCAAAGCUCUUUUGCCAGUGAGAGCACGAAGGAAGUAUAUAGGACAGUAAAGUGAACUUAAGAAUCUGUUAAAAAUCUAUAAAACUAGAUCAAAUCAGAGUUUGAGAGCCUGUGCAGAGUGAACUAUACAGAAUAAGACACAUCUGUCAUUAUAUUUUGUACCUACUGCUCCGAAUAAAAACACUUGAAAUAUGGAAGAUUUUUUUAAAGUAUGAUUUUGGUCUAAACAAAUUCACAUCAUAGUCCAUAGCCACCAAGCAGUCCCCAUGGCCAUAUAAAAGGUACCAGUCUAUAAAAUAGAAACUGCCUAGUUUUGAUCUUUGGACAUAACUGGAGAAUGUCCAAAGUAAGAUGACAUUAAAAAUAAUGUAAGUCAUAUAAACUGCCUCCAGAGGGCUUUUAACAAAUAAUGGUACUAAUAAGCAUGAUACUGUCACAUAGCAAGUGACAUUUCCCCACAUCAACACACUAUAGGUGUGGAUGAGUUUAUGAGAUGUUUUGAGGACAAAUAUAUAGACCUGGGCCUUCUGAGAAGUUUCCUGAAGAUAGUUUUAAUGCCUAGUGAUGCAGAGACAAUGGUGUAAUUGACCUCCAGACUAAACAGUUUGAUUAUUGGUUUCUGAAGUAAAAUUAGAAGACUUGGUCCCUAAUAUACUCAGACCCAUUUGUGUAGUCAUGAAUUUAUGCAGAACUGUGCUAAAUGUGCUAAAUUGUGCUACAUGCUGCAGUUCCAAACAUAAAAUGUAAGCAAAUAGAUACUAUUACUUCCAAUGCUGGUCCAUGCACUUCCUGAGUCAACAAAACUUUCAAAAAAAUCAAUAUAAUCUAAGUGUUAGAAAAUAGUAACAAAUCCUAUUAGAUUAAAAAUCAAACAAGUCAGUAUAAAAGCAUUUAAUCCCUUAAUGCCAUUAUACCUCCAAUAAGAGGUAUAAUUACAUAAUAUAUUAUGUAAUGCUCAUAGUAAGGAAAGCAAACUUCAUCUUGAGAAUCUGACAAUUUGAAAAUCCUUUUUAAAAAAUCAGUUCAGGUAUUAUUAAAUUAUUAUCCAAAAGUUUUGGGUGCUUGUGUGUGUGUGUGUAUGUGGUUUUUUUUCUUAAGAGAGAGAAUAGCUUAUGUCAACUUUCCCUUUUCAGGUUAUUUUCAACAUUUUUCAAAAUUACUACAAAAAAUUGUAAAUAUCUAUGCUUUAAAAUAAGGAUUUAAAAAAAGAGUAUUUAAUGAUAAUAUUACAACAGAUUUUAUGUGUUUACUGCUGGUUUCUUCAAUAGCAGGCAUUCAAUUAGAAAAUCCUACAUAUUGCGUAUAACCUUUUUUUACUAUUUUUUCACAUUUCUGGUAGAUAACAGUACGCUCCUCCCAUGACAGGAACAGAUGGUGUUUGCAAAUCAUAGAAGAGCCUCUAUGCUUGCAUCAAGAAGAUAAAAUUUCUCCACAAAGUACAAGUAGAACCCACAUACCCCACCACCUUUUUAUUCAGCCUCUCAACUUAAAAGGCUCUUAGAAAUACAACAAACUCCGAGAACUAAACAGUCCUGUGUGCGGAGCCCUCGCAGCUCAGCUUCCUUGUCAUUCUCCUCACCCCCUGGGCGGAAGAGGCACCACACCCAGACGAAGACACUGCCUAGCAGGUCCCAACCCAUGUCGUCAACAUGACCUCCACACUGAACAUCCAGACUCCUCUCGGGUGUCCACACAGAACUGUGUCUUCUCCUCCCUCCCCAGAUAAAGUCACACUAUAUGACAACCCUGACCCACACUCUUCAGCCCACAUGGUGACUACAUUUGGAAGGCCAGUCAAAACCAAUUGGGUCUAUGGCUACCUCUUUUUAAAAUUGUUUAUUAUGUAUAAUUCGCUUUUUACUGCAUUUUAGCUUAAAACUUAGUUUCAUGUAGGGCCUGUUCUUAACCUACUAGAGAAAAUGAAAUGCCUCAUUAGAGUGGUAAGGAAUUUGAAAAGCAGUGAUUCCUUAAAAGCAAUGGCUUCCCUGUCCUUGGAUGUGUUAAUUAGUUGCUCAGUCACGUCUGACUCUUUGUGACCCCAUGGACUACAUAGCCCUCUAGGCUCCUCUAUCCAUGGAAUUCUCCAGGCAAGAAUAUUGGAGUGGGUAGCCAUUUCCUUCUUCAGAGGAUCUUCCUGACCCAGGGACCAAGCUUCUUAGCUCAGCUGGUAAAGAAUCUGCAGCAAUGCAGGAGACCCUGGUUUGAUUCCUGGGUCAGGAAGAUCCCCUGGAGAAGGGACAGGCUCCCCACUCCAGUAUCCUUGGGCUUUCCUGGUGGCUCAGAUGGUAAAGAAUCCGCCCGCAAUGCAGGAGACCUGGGUUUGAUAUCCUGGAGAAGAGAACAGCUAACCACCCCAGUAUUAUGGCCUGGAGAAUCCCAUGGACAGAGGAGCCUAGUAGGCUACAGUCCCUGGGGUUGCAAAGAGCUGGACACGACUGAGUGACUUUCACUUUCUUUCCUGCAGGGCAGGCAGAUUCUUUACCGUGUGAGCCACCAGGGAAUUCCCUACGUGCCGUCUUAGACUCUCAUCUCUGCAUCCCUCUGGGUCACUACCUUUGCUGUCACUACCAGUGAUAUGACAGACCUAUCAGUGGUUAAUCACUGGGUGCCAAGGACUCACUGAAUAAAAGCUUGGCAAGUAGGAUAAAUGGGGUGGGGGAACCUUAUGAAUACUCCCCUACUAAGCCUAAGAAAUGGUAGAUUGAGUUCUCUUCCAAAGGUAAAGAUAUUUUACUGGAGCUGCAGUUUGUAUAUACUUAAUGACUCAGUAGGUAAAGAAUCUGCCUGCAGUGAAGGAGACACAGGAGAUGUGGGUUCAAUCCGUGGGUUGUGAAGAUCCCCCGGAGGAGGGAACAGCAACCCACUCCAGUAUUCUUGCCUGAAAAAUCCCAUGGAUAGAGGAACCUGGCGAGCUACAGUCCAUAAGGUCACAAAGAGUCAGGCAUGACUGAGCAACUAGGAAAAAAAAAAAAAAACUCUCUUUUACAGACACAAUAAUAUGUCUUAAUGUUACUUAAUGUUUAGAUCUGCCCUAUCUAACAUAACAGAGACUAGAAGAAGCAUCUUUAGUAAUCUUUAGUUAGCAUUUUUCUUAAGUCAUUUCAACACAUUUUCCAACUUCGUGAAAUCAAUGACUUAUAAUUUAAAUAAUUUAAUCCAACAUAAAGGUUUGAAUUCUAUGCCAGAUAUCUUUCUUUGUAUUUUAGUAUUUAAAAUUUAGUUGACACUUUUCUCACUAUGUGCCUUCAGCAGUUACUAAGAUAACUGACAUCAAUUAUCUGAAAUAAGUGUUGCUGUGGGAAGAAUUUUCAUGUUCAACAUAACAUUCUAGUGGUGUUUUUGUUCUGUCUUUUGAAACUAAAAAGCAUUUUAAAGAUUACUUAAGAAUCAAAUAUUUAUAGAUGAAACAAUUCGUGUUUUAAGUAUUAACUGGAUCUGUCAGUUUACUGAGAGUAAUGUGUGUUGUGUGCAUAUUAACAAUUGUUGCUGUAGCUGACAAACAUAUCACCUACAUGCAUUCUCCACAAGCUGUUAACAGCCACUGUUAGACUUAAUGGUACCCAGCAAGCAGAUCAAACCCAAAGGAAAAUAGGUUUUAUUCUCCUUUUUAUGAAGCAUGUCAACAAGAGUUUUUUCCUUGAUUUUCCUAUGCUACAUUUUAAAGUUUUUGUAAAAACAAGAGACAAAACUUGGAAAACUUAGAAAAAAUUAACACUAUCAAUUCAUCAAAUACUUAAAAGCCUCACUUAAUGCAUUAUGAUAACAGUAACCAAUAAAUUAAAAUCCAUUUCUUUAAUAUAUAGUAAGUUUAACUGCUUUCAUACAUUUGACCUAGUUCUAAGGUAGCAAGGGAAUCGUAAAUUGAAACACUUGUGUGAUGCCAAAGGACUAAACAGUUACUAAAAUGUGACAGCAUGGGGCAGGACACUAGUUUUUCCUCACAGAAUAUUUCUCACAGUCAUUUUCUCAUUAUUUGCUGCAUGAGUCAAACAGCCAUAAUUCACUUUUUGUACACAUUGGUGCCAUAGAGAAUCAAUGUAUAGAAAAUUAAGAGGUUGAUGCCAAUGCCAAUAAAACAUAGGCCUUUUUUUAAUUAUAUAGAUCAUUAGAUACUAAAGAUUGUUUUUCCAAAAAAUUUUCCAAUUAUAAUAAAGAGGGUCAAUCAAAAAUGAGUUUAAACUGCUUUCUAAAGUGAUACAGUGUCAGAAUAAUCCAGAUUUGAAUAUAACAUUUUGUUACCAACUGAUGUUUAGAUAAAGGACUGCUUCACUGAGGAGUUCACAUCAUAUUCAGGGGUGAAUCUAACAGUGGAGAAGAAAUAUUACUAAUAAAAAUAUUUUUCCAUUUUGAACAAAUCUGUAAACUAAACCUGUUUAUAAAAAUUGCCUGUAUUAGCCACUGUAAUA
Dama dama (fallow deer) is the source of this 10067-nucleotide messenger RNA. RefSeq names its product myosin VB (gene MYO5B). The transcript has 39 exons. Lineage: Eukaryota; Metazoa; Chordata; Mammalia; Artiodactyla; Cervidae. Gene Ontology annotation, cellular component: actin cytoskeleton; vesicle; cytoplasm. Gene Ontology annotation, molecular function: ATP binding; actin filament binding; microfilament motor activity. Gene Ontology annotation, biological process: actin filament organization; vesicle transport along actin filament. Bases 188 to 5650 code for a protein of 1820 amino acids. The record is from RefSeq and is a predicted model, not a curated record.